Messenger RNA from Formica exsecta, 345 nucleotides. RefSeq names its product extensin-like. The record is from RefSeq and is a predicted model, not a curated record. Bases 1 to 345 code for a protein of 114 amino acids. The transcript has a single exon. NCBI's taxonomy places the organism in Eukaryota, Metazoa, Arthropoda, Insecta, Hymenoptera, Formicidae.
AUGCCGGGGACGUACACACCAGCUGUGCGCACAGGAUAUGUAUCCAUACCAUCAGGAAACGUGCACACAGCCAUGCCCGUAUCGGCACCUGCAUACGUGUCCGUACUGCCCGCACCACCCGGGUACAUGUCUGCACCAUCCGGGUAUAUGGCUGCAAUGCCUGUAUCAUCCGAAUAUGUGCAGGUACCGCCCGCAUGUAUUUAUGUGCCCGCGCCAUCCGCAUACGGGCCCGCAUCAUCUGGAUACGUGCCUGCGCAUCCCGCACUGUCUGGAUACAUGCCUGUGCCGUCGGGACCAUCCACAUACGUGCCAAUACCGCCCGCAUCUAACUAUCGUCCAUUUUAA